UGCAGGCACGGCGAGGCCGGACGCGGGCGCCGGCGCUGGAAGAUGACUCGCUUCGCGCUGACCGUUGUCCGGCAUGGAGAAACAAGAUUUAACAAGGAGAAAAUAAUUCAAGGACAAGGAAUAGAUGAACCUCUUUCAGAAACUGGAUUUAAACAAGCAGCUGCUGCUGGUAUAUUUCUGAGUAAUGUAAGAUUUACUCAUGCUUUCUCCAGUGACCUCAUGAGGACAAAGCAGACCAUGCAUGGAAUUUUGGAGAAAAGCAAAUUUUGCAAAGAUAUGACAGUAAAGUAUGAUUCAAGACUUCGAGAAAGAAGAUACGGGAUUGUAGAAGGCCAGGCACUGAGUAAGCUGCUGGCCAUGGCCAAAGCGGCUGGGGAAGAAUGCCCUGCAUUCACACCGCCUGGAGGAGAGACCAUAGACCAGGUGAAAAUGCGUGGAAAAGACUUCUUUGAAUUUCUUUGCCAACUAAUUCUGAAAGAAUCAGCUCAAAAAGAACAGUUUUCCCAUGGAACUCCAAGCAACUGUCUGGAAACUUCUUUGGCAGAGAUAUUCCCUUUAGGAAAAAACCGUGGCUCUGAGUUGAAUUCAGACGGCAGUGCGCGAGGGUUAGCGGCCAGUGUCCUAGUUGUGAGUCAUGGCGCUUACAUGAAAAGCCUAUUCGAUUAUUUUCUGACUGACCUCACGUGUUACUUACCAGCAACUGUGAGCAAAUCCAAACUUGUAUCAGUCACUCCCAAUACAGGGAUUAGUUUCUUUGUCAUAAACUUUGAGGAAGGAAGAGAAGUUAAACCAACAAUUCAGUGUAUUUGUACGAGCUUACAGGAUCAUCUAAGUGGAGCAGCUGAAACUCGCUAAGUUUAAAGUUACAACAAAAUCUAAGAAUUUUGAGCCUCUGAAAGGAGUGCUUUUGACUUUAUUUACUUCUGUUCUCUGCUAGUGCUGAUUUGGAAACUGUUAACAGCCAAUUAUAAAGUUCAAGUGGAAUUAUAGCCACAUAAAACUCUAAUGGAAAACCAUUUAGGAUUGACUUAUUUUGUCUGAGUACAGUUGGCGUUUUCCAGGGUAAUUUUACCACCCUGCUCAGUUACAGCUCAGAAUUGUAAAUGGAUGAAGGAACUCAGUAUUGCAAGUGGG
Molecule: messenger RNA, 1134 nt
Organism: Propithecus coquereli (Coquerel's sifaka)
Lineage: Eukaryota; Metazoa; Chordata; Mammalia; Primates; Indriidae
Gene: TIGAR
Product: TP53 induced glycolysis regulatory phosphatase
Exons: 6
Coding region: 43-855 (270 amino acids)
Biological process (GO): negative regulation of programmed cell death; fructose 1,6-bisphosphate metabolic process; positive regulation of DNA repair
Cellular component (GO): cytosol
Molecular function (GO): fructose-2,6-bisphosphate 2-phosphatase activity
Source: RefSeq, a predicted model, not a curated record